Messenger RNA from Recurvomyces mirabilis, 3084 nucleotides. RefSeq lists its product as uncharacterized. Bases 1 to 3084 code for a protein of 1027 amino acids. The record is from RefSeq and is a predicted model, not a curated record. The transcript has a single exon. Gene Ontology annotation, molecular function: microtubule binding. Lineage: Eukaryota; Fungi; Ascomycota; Dothideomycetes; Mycosphaerellales; Teratosphaeriaceae.
AUGGCACACUCAUCUGCCAAAUCCCGCCUCUUCAGCUCACUGAACCGCAGCCGCACCAGCUCACCCAACGUUGACGAAUACGCGACUGCAGGAAGCUUCGAUCUGAACAACGACCAGAUCCUCAACUCGACCGUCAACAUGCCGGACGACAGUAGGCAGGGCCUCCCACUGAACUAUGACGAGCACCCAAGCUUUGUAGCGGCCUCCGAGGAUGACAGCGAAGGAAGCGCAGAUUUGUCUAUCGAGCUGGGUAGAGGCGCUAGGCGAGGAGCACGAGAGCAGGACGCCGAUGUAUCGAGCAACAUUGUGCUCAACUUUGGGGGUGAUAGUCAGUAUGAAAUUACAGGCACACCGCCAGUAAGACCACGUAAUAGCCUGCGCAAGAGCGACGGUCUGCUUCGGGAAGCAUCUGCGCGCAAGGCCAACGACGCGCUGAAGCGCAACGCCAGCAACAAUAACAAGCAGCGAUCUCUGUCUGAGGCCCUGGCCAACAUGACCCAAGAGAGUGAGGUGUCUAUGGCUGUCGACGACUUCCAACAAGCCACGGCGACCUUCACUACCCGCAACACGCGCUUUAUGCGCUCCAGACAAGUAUCCACGAACGAGCAAGUCGCUCCACCACCAACGCGUUUCUCCAGUGCCCAAGAUGGCACACCGCGUCGCCAAGCUCUUAACAACCCAACAGUCCAAUCUGCCACCUAUACUGCCAACUCCUUCAUGCUGCCGGACCUGCCCAAUAUCACCGAGCUCGUCUCUGGUGUCCGCAAGGAUGGCACGCCCGUCUUCAACCGCGCGUCCAACAAGCCUCGAUCACGCUUCACAUCUGCUGGCAACUACAAGCAGCUCCAGCCACAACACAUGCCCCUUGAGAGCCUACCGAUUCCCGAGGAAGAGAAGGCCAUCUUCGCCUCGCUACAGCUGCUCCAGCAGAAAGUCGCUGAGCUGGAGACGAGCCGUUCGGAGGCACAGAAGCGUGCUGAGGAGUACGAAGGCGAGAUCAUUGAUCUACGCAGCCAGCUUGAUGCCGAGCGCCGCAGACCAGAUAGUGCUUUGGGAUCUGAUGUGGAUGAUGAUGCUCAGAGUAAGUCUCGUAUGGAGAAGACGAGAUUGCAGGGUUCACUUAAGGCGGCUCAGGACAGGCUUGAUCGUGCUGAGCGCAAAAUCAGUAUUAGCGAAAUCACUGUCCAGAGGAUUACGAAGGAGAGAGAUGAGCUUGUGACGCAAAUCGGAGCGGCGUACUGCAACACGGAAGAAACGGAGAGGGAGAACGAGACCUUUAGGGAGCGCUAUGCAGAAAUGCAGGGAGAAUUUGAUGAUAUGCAGGAGGAGAUGCAAGAAUUGAGGAAGGAGAACGAGGAGUUGAGAAUGCUUCUGGCACAAGGUCAAGCUCUGGGUAAUAAGGAUACUUCGAGUAAGGUGCGUCGUGCGCAGGAGUCCAGUAGGAACAGGGUGGAGACUCGCAGAGAAAAUAGUCGAAGUGGGCGAGACAUCACGCGUGAGAGGCUGGAGAGUAAGGAUCACAGCCCCGAGAGACAGGAGCCUGCUUUGCGCAGCCGAAAGGAAGCCAAGGCUACAUCGGUCAGAGAGCCUAACCCGAGACGCCAGUCAUUCACAGCAACGGAGUCCAUGCAGGAGGAUAUCGCCGCCAGAAUCGCUCGCGAAGUCCAGAGACACCGCGCUGAAGCCAUGGCAACCAAAGCUCUGGAGCGCAGCGAGCGUGAUGCUAAAGGUUUGCGAGACAGCUCCAGCCGUUCGAGGUCGAAGUCGCAACGCCGUCAAGCAGCUGCCGGUGUAGAGCAUCGUGUUUCAACCUCGAAAAGUACUGUUUCCGCACCCACCAUGGCGGAAAUGAGCGAGCCAGAGUCGACAGGCGAAGAGAUGACGCAAAAGACGCGUGACACGCUUAAGAAGAUGCACCUCCCAAGCCCAGCGAAGCAAAAGCUCCGCGCAGAAGAUACUCGCGAUUUGACUCUUCUGAGCUAUCAAAGCCCAGAGGAUGUGGCGGACUUACGUCGCAAGAUUGAGGAGGAGCAUAUGGCAAGACGUGCCAAGCGCAAUGCCUCUGCUCCGGAGACGCGACAUGAAGAGACCAUUCGCUCGAAUAAUACUGGUUUCCUGCCUCGCAAGUCGUCGCUGAAGGACCUCACAGCUGGUCUCGAUAAUGGCACUGGCCGCUUCAGUCUUGCUGGAGAGGGCAAUCUCGACUUUGCGAAAGCUCCAAAGACCGUGCGCGUGCAAUCACCUCACACAUCUGAUGGCUCUGCUCUUACGCAACAGCAUGACGAGGCUGGAGAUGCGUCAAUCUUGAGCAAUACCAGCAGACGUCGUCAUCGUCGCGCGAUGAGCGAGGAGGGCAUGACUUCAGCUUUCAUAUUGCCAGACAUUACUCUGCACAGCUCGCAGCCUAUACCGUCCACAAUCGGGAGUGGCAAGACUUGCAAUCAGCACAAUGCAACCUCGUGCACGGCUUGCCAUCCUGGCGAUGCUUCAGUCACUAUCCCGACGCCCGUUCCAGUCACCGAUCGGGAGGCCGUGGAAGACCCGGACAUCACGACUGCCACUAUUCGUCCAGCUCAGGCACCGCCUUUGGCUCUAGCGACCGUCAUCAAGAAUCUUGAGGACGAGAUCGUGCACCUGAAGCUCCAGCUCGAAGCCCAGCAACGCCGCUAUCACCAGCAUACUCCAGCUCUCUCGAAGCGUCAGCGUCUGGCGACUAACAGCAAGAUCCAACGUCUGACCACUGAAGUCGAGAAGCGCAGUGAUCAGGUCUACGCACUGUACGAUGUCCUCGAAGGUCAGAAGCAAGCUGCGGCUUUCGCCAUCCUGCAGGGUGCAGAGGCAGAGAAAGGCAUGAAUGCUGAAGAGGUGGAAGAGACUUUAAUGAGUAUCGGCCUUGAUGCAGCCGAGCUUUCGGGUCGUGUCGGUAGAGCCGCGCCGUUUGGUCUAGACGGGCAAGGUGGUGUGAUUAGCGAGAGCAAGAACGAGGAGUUGCCUUGGGAGGGUUUGAGUGAUUACGAGAGUGAGGAGGAGGUGGAGAUGCGUCGGGGAGGCAUGGGGGAGAUGCGUAGGAGUGCUGUGUUCUGA